CAAGGUAGCAAAAGGGAGACCAAAUGGUUUAUAAAUUUAUUAGUUCAUAAAAAUACAUUGAAAUCAGAUCAGUCAGUACUGUAUAAAGAAAUAAGUCAGAGCACUCAGUUUCAGCAAAUCUAGAAAAAUAUUUAUAUAGAGCGUAUUUAGAUCUGAAUAAAACUAGGCUGAGCCGUUCAUCGGCCGAGUCAGUCAGUACUACAGAUCACAAGAAUACCAGUGAUUGAUCCAGGUUAAUGGUGAACGGCUGUGAUACACACUGCACCCAGGAUCACAGCACCCCAACAGAACAGUCGGGCUGUGAUACACGCUGCACCCAGGAUCAUAGCACCCCAACAGAACAGUCAGGCUGUGAUACACACUGCACCCAGGAUCACAGCACCCCAACAGAACAGUCAGGCUGUGAUACACACUGCACCCCAACAGAACAGUCAGGCUGUAAAACACACUGCACCCAGGAUCAUAGCGCCCCCACAGAACAGUCAGGCUGUGAUACACACUGCACCCAGGAUCACAGCACCCCAACAGAACAGUCGGGCUGUGAUACACGCUGCACCCAGGAUCACAGCACCCCAACAGAACAGUCAGGCUGUGAUACACGCUGCACCCAGGAUCACAGCGCCCCCACAGAACAGUCAGGCUGUGAUACACACUGCACCCAGGAUCACAGCACCCCAACAGAACAGUCGGGCUGUGAUACACGCUGCACCCAGGAUCACAGCACCCCAACAGAACAGUCAGGCUGUGAUACACGCUGCACCCAGGAUCAUAGCGCCCCCACAGAACAGUCAGGCUGUGAUACACACUGCACCCAGGAUCACAGCACCCCCACAGAACAGUCAGGCUGUGAUACACGCUGCACCCAGGAUCAUAGCGCCCCCACAGAACAGUCAGGCUGUGAUACACGCUGCACCCAGGAUCACAGCACCCCAACAGAACAGUCAGGCUGUGAUACAUGCUGCACCCAGGAUCACAGCACCCCAACAGAACAGUCGGGCUGUGAUACACACUGCACCCAGGAUCACAGCACCCCAACAGAACUUCUAGGCAUGCUGUAAAACACACUGCACCCAGGAUCACAGCGCCCCCACAGAAUAGUCAGGCUGUGAUACACGCUGCACCCAGGCUCAUAGCACCCCAACAGAACAGUCAGGCUGCACCCAGUAUCACAGAACCCCAACAAAACAGUCAGGCUGUGAUACACGCUGCACGCAGGAUCAUAGCGCCCCCACAGAACAGUCAGGCUGUGAUACACACUGCACUCAAAAUCACAGCACACAGCACCCACACAGAACCCAAAGGCUGAAUAAUUCUGGUGGAACUAUAAUACGGUUUGACUACUUUCCAUAAAAGCCUUGUUUUAUUCAGCAUUGUUUGCACACUCUGUGAUACUUCCCAGUCACUAUGAAUACUGGCCAGUAUCAGGGUGGGUCAGUGCAAGAAAACGGGAAAAUAUUCUGCGAGGACCCUGCAAAGAUUCACUUCUGUCAUUAACAUCACACCAUAUAUCAUCCAGAUAUAAUAUUAACAUCCUAUUUUAUCUGGCUGCGAUAUAUAAUCCAGAUUAAUACCAUUAAUUAUACACUGCCAACGUAGAGUCUAAAUUAAUAUUACACUCCAGAUUAUUAUUGUACACGCUGCAAUAUAUUAUAUAGAUUAAUCUUGUAUAUAUCACUUGACCUGCCUGUAAUGCAUACCUCCAAAUGAAUAGUGUUCCCCCGUAAUAUAUAAUCCAUUUUAAUAGUGUUUCCCCUGUAAUAUAUAAUCCAUUUUAAUAGUGUUUCCCCUCAAUAUAUAAUCCCGAUUAAUAGAGUACCCACUGCAAUAUAUAAUCCAGAUCAGUGUACUCACUGUAAUAUAUAAUUCAGAUUUAUAUUGCACACAUGAACAGAGAGAGGUUCUAAAUAUAAGUGCUAUAAACGGUGCCAUCACCAUGUUCCUUCUGCACCACUUUUAAAUCUUCGCCCCAGGAUUACUAAUUAAAACUUUUCAAAAUUGUUCCAAAAUUGACCUGCAAGUAUAAUCCUUAAUAUUUGCUAAAGUUGCAUACAAUCGACAGAGUGGCUGAGGCUGCUCUGCGAAUCCUGGUGCCCCUAAAUGAAACCAGAGUAGCAUUCCAUGCGUGCAGGGGUCAGUUUUAACUAAAAACACACUGUGACUGGCAGACUGUCUGCGCGUACUCUCAUUCAAAUUAAUCAUGGCAGUGCAAGUUAACAGAAUCCCAGAAAUGUUCUAUUAAGAAAGCGUAGGCUCAUCACACAUCCGUGCAGCCAUUACUGGCAUGGAAAGCUAACAACAGUUACCAAACUGCAAAUCACCACAAUCUGGAGCAGAAUAUUACAUGUAAUUAUUUGAAGAAUUACAUUGAUGUCAUUGUGUGAUAUACUGUGUAUUUCAUUAUUUUGGACAACCUUUUCAAAUGAUCACGGCCUAUUCUCUUAGACUUUAAUGGUGACUUUUGUAGAUAAAUAAUUAGAAAAGUUUUAUGAACAGAUUAUGACCAUGUAAAAAACAAUCCAAAAGAACUAAACUGAGGUCAAUGUGGUAGAGAUGAAUACACUGUAUAGCGUACAAUGUUAGAUAAAGGGUAAAGAUGGGUAGAGAUGAAUACACUGUAUAGCGUACAAUCUUAGAUAAAGGGUAAAGAUGGGUAGAGAUGAAUACACUGUAUAGCGUACAAUGUUAGAUAAAGGGUAAAGAUGGGUAGAGAUGAAUACACUGUAUAGCGUACAAUGUUAGAUAAAGGGUAUUUAAAGACGGGUAGAGAUGAAUACACUGUAUAGCGUACAAUGUUAAAAGUUAUUCACAGACAGGAAGCAGGUAUGUAUUGGGGUUUUAAUUAGAAUGAGAUGUCCCCCUCUUGGAUUAUAAGGGCUAUUGGCACUUUACACCUGAGUCCGAAUAUUAUUUUGAUUAGAAACACUAAUUCUCUCUCUGAGACACAUCCGUCCCAUGUAAACAUUUAACAUGUGAAAGGAGAGAUGGGACACGUAGUAAGGCUUCUGGGAACACCAUGUCCGAGUCCACACUCAAGCAAUUGCUGCACUCGAAGUGAAUGUAAACAGUAAAACCAUCUUUGUCAAACACAGCCAGCAUCCUAUGGCACAUUCUUCACUCAUCUUAAAAAUAGAACCUCUCCUGCCACCGAAUAACAGCCUAAAUCAUUACAAAGUGGACACCCUGAAAGACCAACUGCUUGUGAAUGCGCUCACACCUACAGUAACUCAAGAUAUUCCCAGGAACAUGUUGUGCAUCUUAGAAAUUAAGCUUGACAGAAUAAUACAGAAAUGUGAACAUUUCACGGCUUAGUAAAUCACUCUGCCCCAAGACUCAACAUCUGUACGAGGAACCAGAAGAUAAGACGCUCUGAGUGGCGUUGGUUCCGAGAUUCCAGGUUUGGUUUCAAGUAUUCAAUGUCCCCUGACAGUCACAGGGCGUUCGCCAAAGGUCUCAUUUCUUAGAAUGGGAACCCAGGACAUGGCAGCCUUAAGCGUCCAUCACCCACCAUAUGGAAAUAACCAAAAGAGGAUAAUAUAAUGAAUGAAAGUCACAGAGAGAGGGCAAUAUAAAACCCGUUGUCCCCAUCUCUGUUACUGACAUUCAGGGAUUUCUUUUUCUGUAUCAUUUAGACUCUUGAUAUUCACGGUUUUCUCGGUCAAGUUUCUUUUAAAGGCUUUUUUUUUGUUCCUGAAGGACGUUACUUGCGUAGCGGAUGAGGCAAGUCAUUUAGUUUAUCAGUGCAUCCGACGCACAGAACGGACUAAUGAAAGACCUUCAUUUUUACUUUACACUUGAGAUGCAUUCUUUUAGAUUAAUAUAACAAAAUUCCCUGGAACCCUCAGUAAAGGCUGUCACAGUGUUGGUCAGCACUGACAGCGGAGUGUGUGGACACCACAGAAUUCCCAAAUUGUCAUAUGUUGUUACAGUGUACAGAGAUAAAAACGAUCUACACCACAACAAGCAGUCCGCACAUCAUCACUACAUCCGUAACACCUGCGAAGGUGGUUGUGUCCCUGACCAGCCCCAGGGUUAAUCUUAGUUGUUUGUUAGUGCAGUUGUGUUAUUAAAGGCCACAGUUGAGAGUGAGCUGUGAGGAGUUAGAGGUCCUCAGGCGGCAGAUUCCUCGCCCGGGUAGCACCGGCAACAUCCUACAGUGGAAAACUCAAGUUCCGGCUUGGAAUCCUCUCCGGUUAGGAGGACAUUUGCAGAAUUGUUCCAUUCGCUGAUGAUAUCCUGUACUCGUGUCACAUAAAGGAGGGAGAGGAGGACUCCAAGGAAC
Pelobates cultripes (western spadefoot toad) is the source of this 4279-nucleotide messenger RNA. Lineage: Eukaryota; Metazoa; Chordata; Amphibia; Anura; Pelobatidae. The record is from the annotation of a GenBank genome assembly.